AUGGCCUAUCGGAGAUCUUAUUCUCUCUCACUCCCCAUUGGCCUCCUGUCUCUCUUCCUCAUCAUUAAUUUCGUCCAUCUAGCUGCCAUUCCUUCCGCAUCCGCUGCCGCCACCACCACCAACGUCCGCCUAAGCGUCACCCGAAAACCGUCCAAAAGCCUUCCUGUUUUCCGUGAAGCUCCCGCGUUUCGCAACGGCGAGGAAUGCAAGAAGGAUCUCAUCCAUGUAGCCAUGACCCUCGACGCAAAUUACCUUCGUGGGACGGUUGCAGCCGUUUUAUCAAUCCUACAACACUCGUUUUGUCCCGAAAACAUCUUCUUUCAUUUCCUAUGGUCUCAUUACGACAAAGAAAUCUACAACAACAUCAAAAACACAUUCCCUUACCUCCGGUUCAAGGUAUACCGAUUCGACACGAAUAGGGUUAGCGGGAAAAUAUCAAAAUCCAUCCGUCAAGCGCUCGACCAACCGUUGAACUAUGCAAGAAUCUAUCUCGCAGACAUUUUACCAAUGAAUGUGAACCGCGUGAUCUACUUGGAUUCUGAUAUUGUGGUGGUUGAUGACAUCGAGAAGCUGUGGAAGGUUGAUUUGGAAGGGAAGGUACUCGCGGCACCGGAGUAUUGUCAGGCGAACUUCAAGCGGUAUUUCACGGAUGAUUUCUGGGCGGACCCAGAACUCAGUAACACGUUUAAGGGUCGGAAUCCGUGUUAUUUUAACACCGGGGUGAUGGUUGUGGAUAUUCAAAAAUGGAGGGAGGGAGGGUAUUCAUACAAAGUUGAAGAAUGGAUGACAAUUCAAAAGCAAAAGAGGAUAUAUCAUUUGGGUUCAUUGCCACCAUUUUUGUUGGUUUUCGCUGGCCACAUUAAAGGAAUUGACCAUAGAUGGAACCAACAUGGGUUAGGUGGUGACAACAUUGAAGGAAAAUGUAGGGGUUUGCACCCGGGUCCAAUUAGCUUGCUUCAUUGGAGCGGAAAAGGUAAACCAUGGUUGCGGUUAGACUCGAGGAAGCCUUGUCCCGUUGAUCACUUGUGGGCACCUUACGAUCUUUAUCUCUCCAAGAAACCGAUCCUCGAUGAAUAA
This is a messenger RNA of Cynara cardunculus var. scolymus (artichoke), 1077 nucleotides long. RefSeq names its product probable galacturonosyltransferase-like 4. The record is from RefSeq and is a predicted model, not a curated record. Gene Ontology annotation, cellular component: Golgi apparatus. Lineage: Eukaryota; Viridiplantae; Streptophyta; Magnoliopsida; Asterales; Asteraceae. Gene Ontology annotation, molecular function: glycosyltransferase activity. Bases 1 to 1077 code for a protein of 358 amino acids. The transcript has a single exon.